AUCGCGUUUUGAGAGUUGAUUUUUUUCUUCUUCCUUGUUCGUUUUCUAUCGCUCUCUCGUUCGUUCUUCACCGUCCUGUCCUGCGGUUUGGUUCCUCUCGUCAAAGCAAAGACGCACUUCAAAAAAUGCAACAUCAUCCUUCGUCUUCGUCUUCUGCUGAUCUUACCGCCUCGGAAAUAGUCAGCAGAUUUCGUCUUCGUCUAUUGAGUCUUCGUGCUCGAAGGUCACCACCUGACGUACGUCAAAAAAUGCCCGCUGCUCCUCUGAAACCCCGCAGAAUAAGCUCCCGCAGAAGAAGCGCAACUAGUCAAUAUCUGUUACCAACUGAUUUUAAUGAGAUCAAAGAUCCUAUCGAAAAGGAUAGGAUAACCAAAUGUGCCACUUUGGCAAUACAAGAUUAUAAUUCACAAACUCAGAACCACUACCAAUUGGUCGUUAUUGAUGAGUUUAUUUCGCAAAUGGUUAAUGGUUUCCUUUACAUUAUCACAUUUCAAGCCAUGAAUGCUGACAAGGAAUAUGCAACUUUCGAAGCCUAUGUGUAUAGCAAAAGAGAUCUCAGACUGGUUAUUGAUUUCAUAAAGGUUAUUCAAAUCGGGAUCAAAGGGACCAGCACUUGGUACAAAGGCAUUCUCUUGCAGCUGGAGGAUGAUGCUCCAAUUGUCAUGGACGUGAAAGAUCAUAAGGGAGGUGUUUAUGAAGAAAUUUAUAGCCUUGUUAAAUCUACUCAACAGCUCAGGAUGCCAGAUGUGGGAACUCUCGUGAUAAAAAAAGAUGUCAAGGUAAUGGAAUUGAACAAACCCUCGGUCGCACUUCAAAAAAUGCAACAUCAUCCUUCGUCUUCGUCUUUUGCUGAUCUUACCGACUCGGAAAUAGUCAGCAGAUACCGUCUUCGUCUAUCUCGUCUUGGUCCAUUUGCUCGAAGGUCACCACCACCUGACGUACAUCAAAAAAUGCCUGCUGCUCCUCUGAAACCCCGCAGAAGAAGCGCAAUUCGUCAAUCUCUGUUACCAUGUGAUUUUAAUCAAAUCGAAAAUCGAAUCGAAAAUCAAAUCGAAAAGGAUAGGCUUAUCAAAUGUGUCACUUUGGCAAUACGGGAUUAUAAUUCACAAACUCGGAACGACUACCAAUUGGUCGUUAAUGAUGAGUUUAUUUCGCAAAUGGUUAAUUGUUUCCUUUACCGUAUCACAUUUCAAGCCAUGAAUGCUGACAAGGAAUAUGCAACUUUUGAAGCCCAUGUGUAUGGAUUUGGAAAAAGAGAUUAUGAUUAUUUGAAUCUCAGAAAGUUUUUUAGAAUCAGGAUGGAAGGGACCAGUACUUGGUACAAUGGCACUCUCAUGCAGCUGGAGGAUGGUACUCCAAGUGUCAUGGACGAGAAAGAUUAUAAUAGAGAUGUUUAUGGACUUGUUAAAUCUGCUCAACAACUCAGGAUGCCAGAUGUGGGAUCUCUCGUGAUAAAACAAGAUGAAGGCGAGGAAGCUGCUUGAGCAUUGCCUGGUGAAAUCAAUUAAGAGGUUGUCUUGGUUAAAAAACGGAGUCUUUUUGUUUGUGUUAUAAGUUGUAUGUUAACUUUCUAGAUUGUAUUUUGAGAUACCUUUCUGGGUCGAGUUACGUACUUAUUGUUGCCUAAUAAAUAAAAUUUGUUUGAUGUUAACACCUUCUAUCAUAUUGGAAAAUUGCAAAGAGAGCGGAGAAGAUGGUCAAGAGCCAAGGUGGAGCAUUGGAAAAGCUUGAUUCCUUAUUAAGUCAUUCAUGCAAAAUAUUGCCAUUUCCAUAUCUUUGCUGCAAGUUAAAUAACUAUAUAUAAAUUAUGAAUCUAUUGUGAAUACUUGAUCUGGAUGGUUA
Molecule: messenger RNA, 1842 nt
Organism: Medicago truncatula (barrel medic)
Lineage: Eukaryota; Viridiplantae; Streptophyta; Magnoliopsida; Fabales; Fabaceae
Exons: 10
Coding region: 126-1484 (452 amino acids)
Molecular function (GO): cysteine-type endopeptidase inhibitor activity
Source: RefSeq, a predicted model, not a curated record